Molecule: messenger RNA, 3615 nt
Organism: Oreochromis aureus
Lineage: Eukaryota; Metazoa; Chordata; Actinopteri; Cichliformes; Cichlidae
Exons: 19
Coding region: 1-3615 (1204 amino acids)
Source: RefSeq, a predicted model, not a curated record
AUGAGUGGGACUCAUGAGAAAAUGAGCUUCAUUGGUCAACUUCUUUACAACCUGGCACUGAAACAAACAGCUGUCCAAUCUUCAACCAGUGGCACUGUGGGUAUUGCUGGUAAGGCAGUUGAUGGAAACAGAGAUGCAAACUAUCAAAGUGGGUCUUGCACACUUACCAAUGUAGAAUCUGAUCCCUGGUGGAGAGUAGACCUGGUAAAUGUCUAUACGAUUGGGACUGUAAUGAUAACCAAUAGACAGGAAUUGGAAAACGGGCUGGAUGGUGCUGAAAUCUGGAUCGGAAAUUCUACAGCAAUCAGUAACCCUGAAAGUAUCAGGUGUGCCGUCAUCUCUCACAUUCCCAGCGGACAAGCAUUUUACUUUCCAUGUAACUCUAUGAAGGGACGCUACGUCACUGUGUUUCUACCAGGAAGUGCAAAGGUCCUGAGUCUCUGUGAGGUUGAAGUGUACUACGGAUACCCAUUACCCAAUGUGGCACUCAAAGGAGAAGCUACCCAGUCAUCUACACUCUCUCUUGCCACGGCGUCCAAAGCCAUCGAUGGCAGACGGAACUCGUUCUAUAGCGAUGGGUUCUGUAGCCACACGGCUGAAGACGAGACCAACCCCUGGUGGAGGGUGGACCUGCAGCGAAGCUUUACAGUCACUGCUGUAAAAGUCACCAACAGAGGAGACUGCUGUGCUGAAAGACUGGAUGGAGCUGAGAUCAGAAUAGGAAACUCACUGGAGAACAAUGGAAACAAUAAUCCCAGGUGUGCUUCCAUCUCACAUAUCAAUGCGGGUAAAACCUACACAUACCAGUGUGAUGGAGGCAGCAUGGAGGGUCGCUUUGUGAACGUGUUUCUUCCUGGACAGAAGAAGACUCUCACCCUGUGUGAAGUGGAGGUGUAUGCUGCCCCAGCAGUGGAACCGCUUCCAAACGUGGCCUUAAACAAACAAACAGUACAGUCAUCAACUUGGUAUGGGCCAGUGUUUGGGCCUUCAAAAGGUGUUGAUGGAUGCAGAAAUGGAAACUUCAACAUAGGAUGCUGUACACACAAUGAUGAAGAUCUGGGUCCCUGGUGGAGAGUAGACUUGCUGGCUGUCUAUAAAGUCAGUGCUGUCACCAUCAUCAACAGACAGGACUGUUGUCCUGAAAGGAUUCUUGGGGCAGAGAUUCGGAUCGGGAACUCGCUGGAUCAAAAUGGUAACCAAAACCCCAGUUGUGGCAUGAUUACAUCAUUAGCGGGUACACCAACAUACACAUUCCAGUGUAAUGAAAUGGAAGGUCGCUACGUCAUUGUGAUCAUACCAGGAAAAAAGACUUCCACAACCCUGUGUGAAGUGGAGGUGUUUGCUUCUCUGUCUGUGCCAGAAGCUGUCACUCCUUUACCAACUCCUCCACCUCCUCUUCCGCCUGUGAGCCUGCAGCUUGGUGGCAGGAACGUGACGGUGGUGGGAGAGAGGCUCUGCUGGUCUGAUGCUCUGAUGUACUGUAGACGUUAUUACUGGGACCUGCUCAGCCUUCACAGCCAACAGGAGCAAAGCGAGUUGGAGCAGCUGCUGGGCCUCAUUCCUUUCUCCCUCACAGACCACGUCUGGCUGGGACUGCGCAGAUCUCUCAGAGGAGACGAGUGGUUCUGGAUGUCUGGAUAUUCCAUGAAUUUCUUAAAUUUUCCACAAGAUUUUGUUCCUGACAGCUACUCCAGCACCUGUGGAGGCGUGGCCAGCACAGAGCACUUCCUCUGGCAGGACCAGCCCUGUGAGGAGAACCUCAACUUCAUCUGCCAAUCAGGUGCUGACGAUGGCGUGCAGAGAGUUUAUUUCUCCAGCACCAAGGAUCCAACAAGUCCAUGUCAACUUCUUUACAACCUGGCACUGAAACAAAAAGCUGUCCAAUCUUCAACCAGUGGCUCUGUGGGUAUUGCUGGUAAGGCAGUUGAUGGAAACAGAGAUGCAAACUAUCAAAGUGGGUCUUGCACACUUACCAAUGUAGAAUCUGAUCCCUGGUGGAGGGUAGACCUGGUAAAUGUUUAUACGAUUGGGACUGUAAUGAUAACCAAUAGACAGGAUUUGGAAAACGGGCUGGAUGGUGCUGAAAUCUGGAUCGGAAAUUCUACAACAAUCAGUGACCCUGAAAGCAUCAGGUGUGCCGUCAUCUCUCACAUUUCCAAGGGACAAGCAUUUUAUUUUCCAUGUAACUCUAUGAAGGGACGCUACGUCACUGUGUUUCUACCAGGAAGUGCAAAAGUCCUAAGUCUGUGCGAGGUUGAAGUGUACUACGGAUACCCAUUACCCAAUGUGGCACUCAAAGGAGAAGCUACCCAGUCAUCUACACUCUCUGUUGCCACGGCGUCCAAAGCCAUCGAUGGCAGACGGAACUCGUUCUACAGCAAUGGGUUCUGUAGCCACACGGCUGAAGACGAGACCAACCCCUGGUGGAGGGUGGACCUGCAGCGAAGCUUUACAGUCACUGCUGUAAAAGUCACCAACAGAGGAGACUGCUGUGCUGAAAGACUGGAUGGAGCUGAGAUCAGAAUAGGAAACUCACUGGAGAACAAUGGAAACAAUAAUCCCAGGUGUGCUUCCAUCUCACAUAUCAAUGCGGGUAAAACCUACACAUACCAGUGUGAUGGAGGCAGCAUGGAGGGUCGCUUUGUGAACGUGUUUCUUCCUGGACAGAAGAAGACUCUCACCCUGUGUGAAGUGGAGGUGUAUGCUGCCCCAGCAGUUGAACCGCUUCCAAACGUGGCCUUAAAGAAACAAACAGUACAGUCAUCAACUUGGUAUGGGCCAGUGUAUGGGCCUUCAAAAGGUGUUGAUGGAUGCAGAAAUGGAAACUUGAACUCAGGAUGCUGUACACACAAUGAUGAAGAUCUGGGUCCCUGGUGGAGAGUAGACUUGUUGGCUGUCUAUAAAGUCAGUGCUGUCACCAUCAUCAACAGACAGGAUGGUUUUAUUCCAAGGAUUCUUGGGGCACAGAUCCUGAUCGGGAACUCAUUGGAACAAAAUGGUAACCAAAACCCCAGUUGUGGCAUGAUCAAAUCAUUAGAUGGUACACCAACAUACACAUUCCAGUGUAAUGAAAUGGAAGGUCGCUACAUCAUUGUGAUCAUACCAGGAAAAAAGACUUACACAACCCUGUGUGAAGUGGAGGUGUUUGCUUCUCUAUCUGUUCCAGAAGCUGUCACUCCUUUACCAACUCCUCCACCUCCUCCUCCACCUGUGAGCCUGCAGCUUGGUGGCAGGAACGUGACGGUGGUAGGAGAGAGACUCUGCUGGUCUGAUGCUCUGAUGUACUGUAGACGUUAUUACUGGGACCUGCUCAGCCUUCACAGCCAACAGGAGCAAAGCGAGUUGGAGCAGCUGCUGGGCCUCAUUCCUUUCUCCCUCACAGACCACGUCUGGCUGGGACUGCGCAGAUCCCUCAGAGGAGACGAGUGGUUCUGGAUGUCUGGAUAUUCCAUGAAUUUCUUAAAUUUUCCACAAGAUUUUGUUCCUGACAGCUACUCCAGCACCUGUGGAGGCGUGGCCAGCACAGAGCACUUCCUCUGGCAGGACCAGCCCUGUCCUGACGAUGGCGUGCAGAGAGUUUAUUUCUCCAGCACCAAGGAUCCAACAAGUCCAUAG